Fundulus heteroclitus (mummichog) is the source of this 1082-nucleotide messenger RNA. It is a transcript of the gene spring1, whose product is annotated as SREBF pathway regulator in golgi 1. Gene Ontology annotation, biological process: positive regulation of SREBP signaling pathway. The coding region runs from base 30 to 635 and encodes 201 amino acids. The record is from RefSeq and is a predicted model, not a curated record. Lineage: Eukaryota; Metazoa; Chordata; Actinopteri; Cyprinodontiformes; Fundulidae. The transcript has 5 exons.
GUCUGCAGGUAGCCAAGAGAAGCCAUGCCAUGAUGCUGGUUCUACGGAGGCUACUGAGGAAGCGCUGGGUGCUGGGGGUUGUCUUCGGAUUGUCCCUCAUCUACUUCCUCACCAGCACCCUUAAACAGGAGGAGAGGACCAUGCGCGACCGCACACUCUUGCAAGUUAAAGACGCGGACCACCGCAUCCCCUGGAAAGUGCGUUUCCACCUCGGCAACAGCAGCCGCCAAAUUACCCAGUGCAGAAACUCCAUCCAGGGCAAGAUAUUGCUCACGGACGAACUCGGUUACGUCUGCGAGAGAAAUGACCUGCUGGUCAACGGCUGCUGUAACGUCAACUCUCCCAGCACCAGGCAGUACAUUUGCAAAAGCUGCCUGGCCAACGGCUGCUGUAGCAUCUACGAGUACUGCGUGUCGUGUUGCCUCCAGCCCGAUAAGCAACCUCUUCUCGAGCAUUUCCUGAACCGCGCAGCCAAAGGUUUCCAGAAUCUUUUCACUGCUGUGGAGGAUCAUUUUGAGCUGUGCCUGGCCAAGUGUAGGACCUCUUCACAAAGUGUUCAGCAUGAGAACACCUAUCGAAACCCCCAAGCAAAAUAUUGCUACGGUGAGAGUCCUCCAGAGCUUCUGCCUGUCUGAGCUAGACCUACUUAGUUGGCUUAAGAAGAACAAGUGGAACCAUGGGUAUUAAAAACAAGUCGAUUGAAGAAGAGACUCGACAAAAUAAAGGCUGUUUCGGACAGUUUUGCAUUAUCUUGGCAGAUGAAGACAUUCAAAACCUUCAACCUCAGAAAGUAGUACACAUGCUGUUUUCAAAAUGUAUUAUUUACACUUCAUAAGUGCAAAGAACGCUUCAUAGAUUCAUCCGUGAUGAUCAUCAGGUCUCCUGCACAAACGGCUCAGUCAUCAGGUUUGGCUUCAAACAUGUUCGUAUUAGGAAACAGGUUUAAUCUUAUCACAGCUGGGUUUUUUUUUUUUUUUUAUCUGUUUGCUUUGUGGAGAAAACUGAAACAGCAAAGAAUGUGUUGGUGCUUUUGUGUAUCGCAUGCAUAUAUAAUUGUUAUUUAAUAAAAAGUGACAAAACAU